Messenger RNA from Aspergillus fischeri NRRL 181, 1047 nucleotides. RefSeq names its product tyrosinase family protein. The transcript has 4 exons. The record is from RefSeq and is a predicted model, not a curated record. Gene Ontology annotation, molecular function: oxidoreductase activity. Lineage: Eukaryota; Fungi; Ascomycota; Eurotiomycetes; Eurotiales; Aspergillaceae. Bases 1 to 1047 code for a protein of 348 amino acids.
AUGAAGCUGUUAGCCAUCUCUUCGUUUUCGCUGUUGACAGCAUUCUGGGGCACUUGCUCUGGCGCCGAGGUACAAUGCACAAGAGAGACGGCAAAUGUCAGGAAGGAAUGGGCGGCGUUGACUCCAACGGAACGCAUAGACUAUAUCGAUGCCCUUCACUGUCUCGCUGAAAAGCCCCCUGUCUACGACACUCAAACCUAUCCCGGAGUACGCACCCGCUGGGAUGAUUUCGUGGCAACCCAUAUCAACUAUACGCUCUACAUCCAUUUCAACGGGCUCCUGCUUCCGUGGCAUCGCAACUUCAUCCACCUCUGGGAAACCGCCUUGAGGGAGGAGUGCGGAUAUAAAGGAUAUCAACCCUACUGGGACUGGCCUUCGAACUCGCACGAUCUCGCUAACAGCCCGCACUUUGAUGGAAGCCCGACUUCGCUCUCUGGUGAUGGAGAAUACGACGAACAUGCGGAGCGAGACCCAACCCUGCCCAAAGGCACCGGGGGCGGCUGCGUCCUCUCGGGGCCAUUCAAAAACCACACGGUGAACAUGGGCCCAUUCUAUGAUGUCCCAAGUGGCGUAUUCCCACCCAAUGCCUUUGCCUACAACCCGCACUGCCUGCGUCGGGACCUGAACACGCGAGUUUCGGCGUACUGCAACAGCCCCGACGUUACCGCGGCCCUGCUUGCAGCGCCCAAUAUCACCGAGUUCCAGACCAUUGUUGACAAGGGGCUCAUGGGGGUUCACCUUAAUGGUCCCCAUGGUUGUGCGCAUGCAAGCGUCGGGUCGGUCAUGGGAGAUCUCUGGGCGGCCGUGGCGGAUCCCUCGUUCUUUCUGCAUCAUGCAAACUUGGACCGUAUGUGGGCGUUGUGGCAGGAAAAGGAUGAGGCGACGCGCAGGGUCGCCCUGAACGGCACUUCGAGCAUCUACAAUAGCCCCGAAACACCUGAUGUGACGCUUGAUUCUAUUUUGCUGUACGGCAAGCUCGACCAGACGCGUCAGAUCCGGGAGAUGAUGGACCCGAUGGGGGGUAGGCUGUGUUACAGAUACGAGUAG